Molecule: messenger RNA, 1071 nt
Organism: Daldinia loculata
Lineage: Eukaryota; Fungi; Ascomycota; Sordariomycetes; Xylariales; Hypoxylaceae
Product: DUF1715-domain-containing protein
Exons: 1
Coding region: 132-728 (198 amino acids)
Source: RefSeq, a predicted model, not a curated record
CUUUGAAGUAAUCCGUAAACUUAUACUAGACUCGGAGCCAGGAUAUAUCGGCGGCAAAAUUAAAAUCCAUAGGAAGCAUAAUUUAUUAUUAUUGGUGUCAAAUCACAUCUUCAAAUAUACGACCUUCGAAUAUGCCUUCAGACGACCUGUUUGAUGAUAUUCUGAACCUAGAAGAGCAGUACUACAAGGAAGGCUACGACGAGGGCUACAAGGAUGGUGCUGAAGCCGGCCGGAUCGAAGGCCGCUCUGUCGGUAUGAAGACGGGAUUCGAGAAAUUCUUAGAAGCGGGCCGGUUGCAAGGCAAAGCUAUAGUCUGGCAAAGCCGGCUACCCAACCAACAGGAGCCAUCUACACUCGAUAGCAAUUCACAGCAGGAGCUGGCGCAGACUGGGCUAUCAUCUAGUUCUCAAGAUGAGAAGGACUCCGAACCAAAAAGGUUACCACCUCUCAAUAGCAACCCGCGACUGGAAAAGAACAUCACCAUGCUGUAUGGCAUACUGGAGCCUGGAACGCUGUCGACUAAGAACGAUGACGAGUCCGUCAAUGACUUCGACAGCAGGUUGAAGGGCGCCCAAUCCAGAGUCAAGAUGAUCGAGCGGGCCAUCGGUGAAGGAGCCGGUGAUAAAAGCUCAGCCAACAGGAACCGCCAGCCAGCCCAGAAGAAUGAGAACAUCGAGGACAUCGGGAGGAUACCGCAGAGGACAGAAGUGGUGAUGGGCAAUAUAUGAAUGCCUUAAAUUAGUGAUUGAAGGGGGGUGGAUUAGCUACUAGCAUCUUCGUGUAAGAAGCUUAUACCAUGGCAUCUAGAAUCAGGCACACGCCAACGAAACAGUUAGACCGGCUAUAAACUCGGAUGAACUAUUAAUUUUAGAAGCACCGUCACCGCUAAAGAGUGUGUAAAUCGUGAGGGAAUCUGAUAUUAGGAGCUGGUUUUUCUCAUAUCUACAACUUGCUCCACCGUACACAUGGCAUGUCUAAGUCUAUUUGAAAUUCCGGCAAGGGUAUCUAUGCAGCACAUUAGCAUCUCUCUCAUCAUAUUAUCCCCAUCACAGUCCAUAGAAAUCCAUAAUU